Messenger RNA from Branchiostoma belcheri (Belcher's lancelet), 2450 nucleotides. RefSeq lists its product as uncharacterized. The coding region runs from base 57 to 1787 and encodes 576 amino acids. NCBI's taxonomy places the organism in Eukaryota, Metazoa, Chordata, Leptocardii, Amphioxiformes, Branchiostomatidae. The record is from RefSeq and is a predicted model, not a curated record. The transcript has 2 exons.
GUGCGCUGCAUCUGUUAGCGGGUUAACGCUGUAAAGAUGAUCUAAAAAUCGGCAAAAUGAGGUCAGCACCGAGUCCUGUAGGUGCCGUCCGGGCGCCUUGCCCCACCCCUGCCACCCCCUACCGCAUAGAGAGGCGAAUGGGAUCGUCCAACGCCAAGUCUCGCGAGAGGAUGUCUCGCAACCAGCGAGAGUUGAGCUCGGUGGAGAUUAUGGCCAUCAGCGAAAGGGAAACAUUCGAGGGAUUGGUCGACAUCAGCGGAAAGCAAAUUCACGUCGAAAAACAACAGAAUAAGAAAAGAAACGGGCAAAACAGUAAGGGAACUUAUCUUGUCCUCAAGUUGCCUGCGGUUACCAUGGUGUCAGACGACAAUUCGAAACCGCUCAUGAUGGCAAAGAAUGACGGGAAGGGAGAAAAAGAGCGGUCGUCUUUACCGUAUGUUCGUCACUCCGAAAUCAAAGGGAAUGUGGUCACGCCGAAAGUUUCUAAACCGAUUCAAACCUUCAUUUUGCCGGAUUUGGAUAGCAGUAAGGAGAGAAACGAGAUGGCACAAUUGGGUCUUUUCGGUGAUGGCAAGAAACGGGUAGACAUUUCUGAACAUGGAGAAAAAGAAGCAGAUCGCAGGAAGAGCCAACCUGUUGGGAAAAUCAGGCUGUGGAAGGAAGUGAAAAAGAAAGACGAGACACGACAGCCAACAGACAAAAAGCAAACCGGAAAGCGAUCCAAGAACGAACAGAAGUGGGAGUGGUCGCCAAGAGGAGGGAAGGUCUUUCCCGAGAUCCAACGCUCUGUGACGGUUGAACUGAACGGUCGGUUGAGUAGAAUCAACAUGGAGGAAACUUUGCCCCAAACAGACUCAAAGAACAGAGGAGCCAAAGCACAGCUUAGUCCCGAAACCUCGUUCGAUUCGGUCCCGAACAGGUCCAGAAAAAGUUCCACAAAGUCUCAAACAGAGGAUUCAGAGACGAAAGGUGGAAGUAGUGGUGGUAGCAGUCCGAGAGUAGUUCUUCCAGAAAUUCCGGCGAAACUUGUCAGAGAAAAAACGCACGAAAUUGAACGAAAGACGAAGAAACACAGGAGAAAGGCCAGUGCGGACGACGCUAGUAGCGGCCAUAGCGUAGUCCUUAGGACUAGCAGUGACAACGGACUUACCGUCGACGCAAAACACAUCAUGCCCUUGCCCAAGGUCACGGUACCACAAACCAAGAUGGCGGCGCAAGGAGAGCGAAAAUCGAGCGACAAAGGAACAGAGUACGAGGAACCGGCCUACAUCGCCAAACUAAAAAGGCGCGAAAAGAGACGGAGGGAACUGUACGACCUUCUGAGAUACCUGCCGCCUCUUUCCAAGGUCAGUCGAACGUACGCGGUCAAUGUCAUCUCCCUGGGGAUAGACAAGGACAGCAAAUUGGAGGGCGAAGGUGAAGGGUCAGAGGUAAGUUCGCCUGGAGACUCACCAAGGUACCCGCCAUGCACCUGCUCACACCGCACGGUCGCACAUCCGGGUACUAACAAAGUUUCAAAAAGUGUUUCUCCCAGAAGCCCCUUCCUGAACAAGAUGGCGGACGACGCCGAAGAUGACCGCAUGAAAACGCGGCAGACGGUUUCGGAGAGAGCAUCCAAGCGCACAAGAGAAGAGGAACUGUCGAAGCGAAAGGCUUUGGGGAUGUUCAGGACCAUUCAACUGUUUGAGAACAGAAAGCGGGGUCCAGUUGACAGGCGAUACAGAAACAUUUACCGUCUUGAUCCGAGGUAUCUCAGCAAACGGGCAUCAAGAGAAAAGGGCGGUUAAAAAACACUGUGGAGAAAGGAAGAAUAUACUAGUACAGUGGAUUCAUCCCUCAAGCUAACCGACAUCUUGCACACGCAGUCGUCCCUCAGUAAGACGCCUGGAGCCGCAUAGUUCCCGUUUUAAAAUUUCAUUUUAUUCAGCCUGUCACACUGAGUCACAUACAUAUACUGUGGAAAAAUGAAGACUUACGUAAAGAUGUAUCAAAGAAGCAUCUGUCAGGACUUUUGGUGAGGGGAACAAUCGACUGAAAAAAAUGUUCUCUGCAGUCGAUCAUCAAUGCAUUGGAGACUUUCAGAAUAGUUUCACAUUUUGCAAAUGUAUGCAAUGUAUCGUUCGAUUGAAUUGCAAUUUUAUCUUGACUAUGAUCAGAAAACAGAGCUACAUUUCUUAAGAGAAAUUAUCUGUAAAAAGAUAUUUGAUAUGUACAGGCUAUUUAAUUUGUGUAUAAAACAUUACGACGUAGUCGUAGACUAGCUUAAGCUUACAGUAAGUGGCCAAUAAUUAUCAUGAUCUUAGAUCAAAGUCAAACACAGAUCGCACCAAAAGAAGCAAGGCUUAGUCUUAUUGUAACCAAAAUAUCUCCACGUUUAAGUUUCAGUGUGUAUUUUGUUUUACUUAAUUGAACAUCUUAAGUCAGUGUCUAAAGUCUAUUUGUAUCAUACC